UGAAAAAAAAGACAAUGCACGUACUUUUGUAAACCAAGAAAAUCUUUAAUAAGAAUUACUUUUUAAAGAAAAAAAACGUGUAUGUCAAGUCUGAGGGGUGGUAGACAACACAUGAAUCUGUUAAAGGGACGAGGUAGAACCUUUCUUUGUUCAUUUUUCCAUCACUACUGUGUUGUUUUGUGUUUUGCUGUUUGUAUAUCUGAUCUAAAUGAUUUAUCUUUAAAAAUAGAUGAAGAUGAUACUUGAAAUUUUUUGACAAUAUUUAUGCAGAAUGGGAUCCUAGUGGGUGUAAUAUUUUAAAAGAUAUAAAUUGUAAGAUUUUACUGAUGCCAAGUAGUUUAAAGUCUUUUUACCAAACGAAACUGGUCAUUCAAAUGCCUGAGAAAUCUGUUGUUUUUCCUUUCUUGCUUGCAGCUCCUCCACAGCCUCCUGAAAUUAUUGUCUGCUUAUUUUAUUACAAAAGUGGUUCAACUCUUACUUGCGUCUGGACAUAUGAAAGGGACCCUGAAAUAGUCUAUACUCUCACUAAACAGAUGUUAGCACCGAAUGAGGAAGAAAACUGCUCAAUGAAAGGGGCUUCGACAUUAGUAGGCGAUGAGAUACAAAGCUGCUCAACCAAAAGUGCUUUGUGUACAUUAUUCAAUCAACCAAUUUCUGCUCGGGAAUAUCGUGUCUGGGUGACGGCAAGAAAUGGCUUGGGGAAAGCAACCUCAGAGCCUGUUUGCAUAAUUUCUACAACAAUUUUGAAGGCUGAUCCUCCUCAGAUAACUAAAAUAGAAACAGUUCCAGGGAUGCCGCCAAAGCUAAGAGUUCAUUGGAAAAAAUCUCGAAUGCCUCCAAGUGCCGAGAACAAUACGAGGUGCCAAAUUCGUUAUAAAUCCAUAAAGGAAAAUGGCAUGAAAGAUUACUUCAUGGAAGAAGACAGCGCAACAAUUGAACUCACUAAUCUGUGGGAUUGUACAACCUAUACUGUUGACGUUCGGUGCGCUCAUAAUGACUCGAAGUUUUGGAGUGAGUGGAGUACCAAAAAAAUGGGAACAACGAAAGAACAAGGCGAGCAAAAAUGCUGAUACAGUUUGAUGCUUCUGUUAAGUUUUAAAUUGGCAGAUCUAAAAAAACAACAAAAAAUAAUUCAUGUUAAUAGUUUGUUUUUCUAAAUUAUAUAACCAAGACUCAUUCCAUCUCUAGGGGAUCCACAAUGAAUGCUUACAGUGUGUAUGUCUUACAUUUCACAAUCCAGUGCCUACCCUGUUUAAGUGUGAUGAGUGAAAACCAUAUUCAUUUAGGAUGGGAACAGAUCCAUAUCACUGAAUGGAAGACCUAGGUGGCAGUUCUGGAGAAGUGACCCAACUUUUUAUCUUCUAUGAAACUUCCGACAGGGAGG
Molecule: messenger RNA, 1384 nt
Organism: Podarcis muralis (Common wall lizard)
Lineage: Eukaryota; Metazoa; Chordata; Lepidosauria; Squamata; Lacertidae
Product: interleukin-31 receptor subunit alpha-like
Biological process (GO): cytokine-mediated signaling pathway
Cellular component (GO): external side of plasma membrane
Molecular function (GO): cytokine receptor activity; protein binding
Source: RefSeq, a predicted model, not a curated record